Molecule: messenger RNA, 1283 nt
Organism: Drosophila rhopaloa
Lineage: Eukaryota; Metazoa; Arthropoda; Insecta; Diptera; Drosophilidae
Product: U5 small nuclear ribonucleoprotein 40 kDa protein
Exons: 3
Coding region: 81-1124 (347 amino acids)
Cellular component (GO): catalytic step 2 spliceosome
Molecular function (GO): protein binding; RNA binding
Source: RefSeq, a predicted model, not a curated record
GCUGCGGUCACACUGCCUCACGGUUUGUUGUGUGAUUGAAAAAAUUGUAGUAACUUUAAUUUUUUCAAAUAAAAACAAUAAUGGGAACCAAAAGACCAAACAACACAGUGGCCUUGGCGCAAGACGCUAAGCGCACCAAAAGCGAUCUGGUGGCCUACACUAAUCGAGAUAAAUCGCUCCUUGAAUCGGGUGUGAGGCGAACCUCCAACCUCCAGGCGCCCAUAAUGCAGCUGGAAGGACAUGAAGGCGAGAUUUUCACAACGGAGUUCCAUCCGGAGGGAGAACUACUGCUUUCCUCCGGGUUCGAUAGGCAAAUAUACAUCUGGCAGGUGUACGACGACUGCGAGAAUGUGAUGGCCAUGUCAGGGCAUAGUGGCGCUGUGAUGGAAGCUCACUUUACUCCAGAUGGCUCGCACAUUUUUACCUGCUCCACGGACAAAACCCUGGCGAUCUGGGACAUAGUCACGGGGCAGCGACAACGGAGGUUUAAGGGCCAUGGCAACUUCGUGAACAGCGUGCAGGGCUCGCGAAGGGGUCAGCAGCUCCUCUGCUCGGGGAGCGAUGACCGCUCCAUAAAGAUCUGGGAUGCCAGGAAGAAGCACGCUAUACACACGCUAGAAUCCCCCUUCCAAGUGACCGCAGUCUGUUUUAGCGAUACUGGCGAGCAAGUGAUUAGCGGCGGGAUUGACAAUGAACUGAAGAUUUGGGACAUACGAAAGCAGGCUGUCUUGCAUCACCUGCGAGGCCAUACCGAUACGAUUACUGGAAUGUCCUUGUCCCCCGAAGGAGACUUCGUCCUAACGAACGCCAUGGAUAACACCUUGAGGGUAUGGGACGUCAGACCCUAUGCCCCAGGCGAAAGAUGUGUGAAAGUUUUUCAGGGCCAUCAGCACAACUUUGAAAAGAAUCUGCUGCGCUGCGCUUGGUCGCCGGGUAGCGAUAAAAUAUCUUCGGGUUCCGCCGAUAGACAUGUCUAUAUUUGGGAUGUAAAUACAAGAAGAAUACUCUACAAACUCCCCGGACAUAAUGGCAGUGUCAAUGCUGUGGACUUCAGCCCGAAAGAACCGCUAAUUCUCUCUGGAUCCAGCGAUAAGACUUUGUAUCUGGGAGAGAUUGAUGAAUGACCGAUGAUUACUCUGAAGAGUGAGAGGAUUGCUACUCUCGUGAACACAAUUUUGAAAACCAGGUAACUUUUAGCAAAGAUUGGGGAUUAGAUUUUUAACUGUAGGCACUCCAAAGCCGCGGGGAUUUGUCAAUAAAUUUGUGUACACUAAAGACACGUA